AUGGAGCCGCUGACCAUCCUGGUGUUGCUGAGCUUGCCUCUCUCUUCAGCAUAUCCUCUGCAUGGGGCAGUGAGCCAAGACCACCCAAACAUGGGGUUUGCUCAGCAAUAUCUAGAAAAGUACUACAACUUUGAAAAAAAUGUGCAACAAGCAUUUAGAAGAAAGGACAGUAGUCCUGUGGUCAAAAAAAUCCAAGAAAUGCAGAAGUUCCUCGGGCUGGAGAUGACAGGGAAUCUGGACUCCAGCACUAUGGAUGUGAUGCUGAAACCCAGGUGUGGCGUCCCCGACGUUGGUGGCUUCACUACCUUUCCAGGGUCACCAAAGUGGAAGAAAACCCACCUCACCUACAGGAUUGUGAAUUAUACACCAGAUUUACCAGAAGAGAGUGUGGAUUCUGCCAUUGAGAAAGCGCUGAAAGUCUGGGAGGAGGUGACCCCGCUCACCUUCUCCAGGCUCUCUGAAGGAGAGGCUGACAUCAUGAUCUCCUUCGCAGUUGGAGAACAUGGAGACUUUUACCAUUUUGAUGGACCAGGACAGAGUCUGGCUCAUGCCUACCCACCUGGGCCUGGAUUUUAUGGAGAUGCUCACUUUGAUGAUGAUGAGAAAUGGACACUGGGACCCUCAGGGACCAACUUAUUCCUGGUUGCUGCCCAUGAGCUUGGCCACUCUCUGGGUCUCUUUCACUCAGACAACAAAGAAGCUCUGAUGUAUCCAGUCUACAGGUUCUCCACAAACCCGGCCCAGUUCCGGCUUUCUCAAGACGAUAUAGACGGCAUUCAGUCCCUCUAUGGACCACGUCCCUCCUCUGAUGCCAUAGUGGUACCUAUGUCCUCUGUCUCACCAAGGCUUGAGACCCCAGCCAAGUGUGAUCCUGCUUUGUCCUUUGAUGCCGUCAGCACCCUGAGAGGGGAAAUCCUACUCUUUAAAGACAGGCACUUUUGGCGCAGAACCCGCUGGAACCCUGAGCCUGAAGUCCAUUUGAUUUCGGCAUUUUGGCCCUCUCUUCCUUCACACUUAGAUGCUGCCUACGAAGCUCACAAUAAGGAUAGUGUUUUCAUUUUUAAAGGAAAUCAGUUCUGGGCAGUCCGAGGAAACGAAGUCCAAGCGGGUUAUCCAAAAGCAAUCCACACUCUUGGCUUUCCUCCUGCUGUGAGGAAGAUCGACGCAGCUGUUAGUGACGAGGAGAAGAAGAAGACAUACUUCUUUGUGGAGGACAAAUACUGGAGAUUUGAUGAGAAGAGAAAUCGGAUGGACAAGGGCUUCCCCAGGCUGAUUAAAGAUGACUUUCCUGGAGUCGAGUCACAGGUGGAUGCCGUGUUACAGGCCUUUGGUUUUUUUUAUUUCUUCCAUGGAUCAUCACAGUUGGAGUUUGACCCCAAUGCCAGGAUGGUGACACACACCCUGAAGAGAAACAGCUGGCUCCUGUGCUGA
This is a messenger RNA of Onychomys torridus (southern grasshopper mouse), 1431 nucleotides long. It is a transcript of the gene Mmp10, whose product is annotated as matrix metallopeptidase 10. Gene Ontology annotation, molecular function: metalloendopeptidase activity; zinc ion binding. NCBI's taxonomy places the organism in Eukaryota, Metazoa, Chordata, Mammalia, Rodentia, Cricetidae. The record is from RefSeq and is a predicted model, not a curated record. Gene Ontology annotation, biological process: proteolysis; collagen catabolic process; extracellular matrix organization. Gene Ontology annotation, cellular component: extracellular matrix.